CAUUUCUAGAAGUGCAAGUCAGAUUUACGGAGAUUUCAAUUAAAAAAAAAAGCAAAUAACAAUUCACCAAAAUGUCGGGCAAAUUCAAAAUAUCUGAAUAUUUUUCAAAAUACGUUCGCUACAUGAGGGGUCCGUUCAAGCAUCGGAAGAUGCCGUUAAAGUUGAUUAAAGGAAUCAAAAAGAAAGUACCUCUUAAACGUUACUUAAACAAUUUAUUGGGUAACGCAAAGAAAGUGAUGCUUUUAUGCCAGGAUGGUCUAAUUCGGCAGAAGAGCAGCAUUAGCUUUCGCGAAGAGUCCGCCACACCGGAACCGCCGAGUCGCGACGAGCUCGAACCGAACAUGACGGAUCCGCAGCAGGACCCAAUUCCAUCGAACACUUCGAACACAUCGAACACAUCGAACACAUCGAUCACAUCGAACAUGUGGCCUGAACUCUGGGUAUAUGACGAUAAGAUGAGUCAUUGUAAGCGAUGCGGCAAAAUCUCUAACAAACGCAGUUAUCGGGGCCUAAGCGUGUGCGAGUGCUGGUGCACCAGCUUGUUCGAUUCCAAGCCGCCCUCUCAGAAAACCGAAUAUAUCGAUCUCUUUCAUCCCUGCGCCGAGGAAAACUUCUAUCGUCUGUUCCUGGGGGAGAGCACGCUCCCGAUACUCGAGAACCACAUGGUAUCACAUACAAAAUUGACACCCAAUAGGCGCAGCGUUCUCGUCAACUGGGUCCAUGCUGUACACUCCAAACUGCUCUUGUGUGACGGGGUCUUUGAGAUGGCCAUCGGCAUUAUCGAUCGCUAUCUGCAGUGGGUCAAGGAAAUUCUGCCCUCGGAUCUCAAUCUGAUGGGCCUCAGUGCCCUGAUCUUGGCCAGCAAGUAUGAGAAUCCACGGACAUACAAUCAAUGGUUUUUGAAGCACACGGACGAAGGCUUCACGGACGAAAUGAUUAGUGACAUGGAGUUGAAGAUUUUGCUGGCAUUCAAGGGUGAUAUAUCGCGUCCGGUGCCGAGCCAAUUUUUGCAGCGCUUGUGUAAUGCCACGGAGGACUUUGGUAUGAAAUGCCAACAACUGGCGCAUUACUAUGUGCAACUGGCGUUGAUGGACACCGAAUUGGCCAGCGUCAAGCCAUCGCAGAUAGCCGCUGCUGCGCUCUUCAUCGCGCUCAACCUGUCCGACGGCACCCCCGACGGUGGCCUCGACGAAAGUCUCUGGACACGCCAGCUCGCCGAUUGCUCCCGUUACACGUCUCUCCAACUGAGAGCCACCGUCCUGCGCAUGGCUCAGCUGCCGCUCAAGGCCGAACAGGAGGAGCUGUUGUCCAUCCGCAAGAAAUUCAAGUAUAUUUCUGUUUCGGUCGGACCCCGUCUGGAAUCGAUCCUGAACAUUCGUGAUUAAUAAUCCACACACUCCAUGAUGCUGCCAAGGAUGAACAACAAAAACCACAUUCUAGUCAAAUGCACCAAAGGGAAGAACGGAACACACACACCUUCAUGCAUACACCACAGAUAUACACUGACA
This is a messenger RNA of Drosophila guanche, 1508 nucleotides long. RefSeq names its product G2/mitotic-specific cyclin-B-like. Gene Ontology annotation, molecular function: cyclin-dependent protein serine/threonine kinase regulator activity. Bases 72 to 1385 code for a protein of 437 amino acids. The record is from RefSeq and is a predicted model, not a curated record. Gene Ontology annotation, cellular component: cyclin-dependent protein kinase holoenzyme complex; cytoplasm; nucleus. Gene Ontology annotation, biological process: mitotic cell cycle phase transition; regulation of cyclin-dependent protein serine/threonine kinase activity. Lineage: Eukaryota; Metazoa; Arthropoda; Insecta; Diptera; Drosophilidae. The transcript has 3 exons.